This is a messenger RNA of Portunus trituberculatus (swimming crab), 1638 nucleotides long. Its product is annotated as cuticle protein AM1159-like. Bases 99 to 563 code for a protein of 154 amino acids. Gene Ontology annotation, cellular component: chitin-based extracellular matrix. The record is from RefSeq and is a predicted model, not a curated record. Gene Ontology annotation, molecular function: structural constituent of chitin-based larval cuticle. NCBI's taxonomy places the organism in Eukaryota, Metazoa, Arthropoda, Malacostraca, Decapoda, Portunidae. The transcript is spliced from 3 exons.
CUUACCACAGCACCUUCAGAGGGUCAGGGUUACAGCGCGCAAGCCACCACCACUCCCAGGAGCCUCACCGGCGCGCCGCUAUAAAAGCUGGCCACAAAAUGAUGGCGGCAUCAGUACCUGUCCAAACAGCAACCAUGAAGUUUGUGAUCCUCGCCGCCCUGGCCGCCGUGGCCCUCGCCAAGCCUGUGUAUGAUGACUCCCACUCCUUCGAGAGCUUGGAGCACAUCCCCAUCCUGAAGGACGAGCGUGUCCACGAGGAUGACGGCAGGUUCAGCAUGGACAUGGAGACUGGCAACGGCAUCUCCUUCUCCAAGUCUGGCACUCCUGACGGCCCCGAGGGCACCGUUGUCAUGUCCGGAGUCUACUCCUACACCGCCCCUGACGGCACCCCCGUUGAGGUCAAGUUCGUCGCCGACGAGGGCGGCUACCAGCCCGACUCUGCCCUUCUGCCCGUGGCCCCCGCCUUCCCCCACCCCAUCCCCCAGUUCGUGCUGGACCAGAUCGCUAAGGCCGCCCGUGAGGACGCCGAGCGCUCCUCCGAAGAGGGAUACUCCUACGCCUAAAUCAUUUUUAUCACAUUUCCACUCUACGACUCUCCUUUGUACUAUGUAUUUACCUAUUUAUUUCAUAAAUAAAUCUCUCAGUUAUCAUUACUCAUAUUAUUUACAUUUUUGCCUGAGAAAUGUCACUCUUGUGUACUAUGAGAUUCUUCUUGGAGGCAAUCAGGCAUCUGCAUAAUGGUGAAGGGAUUCUGCAGGUUAUUUGUAACUUUCCUUCUGUUCCCUAUGACUAAAGAUAUUUAUAUUUCGUCGCUACCGAAAAAGAAGUUCUUCGUGUACAAAAGAGUUUGACACUCAUAUUUGUGUGUCCACUUUUAUUCAGCUUCAACUGAGACCUGGUUCUUGUGUGUGAUAGCUUGUUUUUAUGCUUUCCUCUUUCAUAUUUACUAUUUUCUACAUUAGUUAAUUAAGUUUUAAUAAUUUUUACAUUCCUAUAAUUAUAAAUAUUUUGUGCGAUGUUAUAUUUCAAGUUUUUCAUCGGAAAAUAUACCAAAUUUCCUAAAUAUUUAAUAUCUAAAUUAGAUCAUUGUUAAAUUCACGUUUUUCAUAUUGAAAUGUUUGAAUCAUUACUUGAUGAAUAUAAUGCUGAUACUGUUAUAUAGGCAGCUGAGUAGUGAUUCUGGUAGACAAACUUCAUGUAAAGUAUUCCUGGAUUAGCCUGAGAUUUGUCUACCACCUUUACUACUCAUGAUGAAAUUCGCAUCCCAGCAAGUAGGAUUUUCAUGCAUAGUAACAUUACUGAACAGAGUCGGGUAGUCUGACUGAGGAUCCACGAAACACUUAGCUUCAUUUUACAACUCUUGUAACUACUGUGCAGUUUUCCUUUAUAUUUGUAUAGUUUUAGCAAGGUGACAUUUUCGUAUCAUGUGUCACUGCGGCGCUGCCUUUGGAGCCAUCGAAUUGGGGUUGUUUCUUACAUUCUCUGUACAUGGCAGGGACACAGAUGCCGUAUUAGUCUGAUUUCUCAUUAAAUGACUACUCUUUCACAGUUCCGUCCUUCGGUACCUCUUGCUAAAAAAGUCGGCCAUUAUAUUGAAGCAUUUUUCAUUUAACCUAAUAAAGCUUGAUUAUUUUUUCA